Messenger RNA from Microplitis demolitor, 3988 nucleotides. It is a transcript of the gene hrm, whose product is annotated as monocarboxylate transporter 13. Gene Ontology annotation, biological process: monocarboxylic acid transport; transmembrane transport. The record is from RefSeq and is a predicted model, not a curated record. The transcript is spliced from 5 exons. Gene Ontology annotation, molecular function: monocarboxylic acid transmembrane transporter activity. Lineage: Eukaryota; Metazoa; Arthropoda; Insecta; Hymenoptera; Braconidae. Bases 751 to 2679 code for a protein of 642 amino acids.
UGAUCGAGUCGAUUCUACACAUGCCCAAUACACAGAAGCCUCAAAUCGUGAGCAUGAACAUGAGCCUGAUAUUAAAAACCCAAAGCCUUCAGUUUCAUUUCAAUUCAGUUGGCUGUUGGCGUUCAGUCUUAAAUUUUCACAAUUCACUCUCAUAUAAAUCUUAUAUAUAUAAUACAAUAAAAAUAUAUCCAUUUUCGUGUCAUCGUACCCAUGUGCUCAAACAAAGAAACAAAGAACUUUUUUUUUAGUGAUUUAAAUUUAUAAAUAUUUAAAACCGAGUUUAAAGAAAAAUCUUUUUAAAUAAUUACUCAUUAUUUAAGUAAGCUUUUGUUAUUUUAAAUUAUUAAGUUUUGUGUAUCAGUUAAUAAAGAUCUUAUGUGCGGUCGAAAGCAAUUGCGUUGCCAGAGGAGAAGAAAAAGGUGCGAGAAUUGCCGGAAGUCGGAGUCUAUGAACUCCGAAGAGGCCAACGACGACGAUUGGACUGAUAAUUGGUUAUUUAUUAGUUUAUUUAAUUAAUUUUAACUUUGCUUUUUUUAUUUUUUAUUUUUCAUUUUGUUUCGUUUGAUUUUUUUUUAAUUUUUUCUUUGGUUUAUAGUUGAAACAAUUUAAAUUAUUGUUGAAAAAAAGCAACAAAGAAAUUGUUUUGUUUUGAAUUACAAAUUUUUUCAAACGGGUUUUGUGAAAAACAAAAAUAUAUUUGUUUUUUUUUUUUAAAUAAAUAAAUAAAUAAAUAAAUAAAUAAAUUUAAAAAUGAUUGGUGACAAAGAAGUUGACAAUGGAAUUAAUAUUAAAAUUGGAAAGGAUAAUAAUGAUGGUAAAGGGAAAUAUCGACCUAUUUCAAUGAAACAAGCGCAAGAAAAUAGAAAUGGAGUUAAUGGACACGUAAAAAAUGUCAAUGGCGCAUUACCUGAAGGAGAAUGGGUUCCACCUGAUGGUGGCUGGGGUUGGCUGAUUCUAUUGGCCGCCGUGAUGGUAAAUGUUCUUAUACCAGGAACAAUUAAAUCAUUUGGUGUUCUAUUUGUUGAAUUCCUGAACGUCUUCGAAGGUGGCCGAUCAAUGGCCGCAUGGAUUCCAGCGCUUUGUUAUUUUCUUUACAGUUCGCUGGGACCACUGUCGAGUAUUUUAUCUGUUAAAUAUUCGUACCGCACAGUCACAUUGAUUGGUGGGACAUUUGCAGCUGUUGGAAUGAUGCUUAGUUAUUUUGCAAACUCUAUUAUAUAUCUUUGUGUCAGUUAUGGUGUCUUUCUGGGUAUUGGUGCUGGUUUAGCAUUUCCGCCAACUGUUUAUAUUGUUACGUCUUAUUUUUUGAGACUAAGAGGGUUCGCUAAUGGUCUUUGUAUAUCAGGAAGUGCAUUGGGAUCCAUAUUUUUACCACCACUCUUAAAUUAUUUGUUACAAGAAUUUGGAUACAGAGGCGCAGUUUUAAUCAUGGGUGGUAUUCUAUUGCAUGUAUGGGCCGCAGCGCUUUUAUACGAACCUCUAGAAAAACAUAUGAAAUUCGUGCCACUAGAAAAGUUAACUAACGAACAAGUUGCCGAAGCUGAAGAAGAAGAAGAAGAAGCAGAAGAAACCGAUCAGCUUAAUCACACUGAAAACUACAAAAAUUCACUUCUCAUAAUCCCUUCAAUAAAAACCGAAAAGCAACCGCUAAACAAUACCAACAACUUAUCGCCAAAAGUAAAAGCCGUACCAAAAAGCGCGUCGAGCGUCGCAUUAGAAAACUACAAAAACACCCCCGUACAAAGUAGAACUCGUAAAAUAAGUAUGCCAACAAACCGGGAAAUAACCUCGCAAAUGCACAGUACUCCAGCAUUACAUGCCGUGCCAGAACGCAGUAGUUCAACAGUGCGCCGUAAAUCGACAUUACGUUCCCCAAGUAUUUCAUCAUUUAAUUACAUAAGUACGCCCUAUCAUGGCAGUACAUUGUCCGCAUUACAGCCAGAAUAUGCGUCAAACUUAACAUUAAACGCUAUUUCGAGUACAUUCCGUAAAUCGCCUGAAAAAACAAUAAAACCUUCGAACAAUAGUAAAAACAAUACAGCUGAAAAAGCAAAAACAAAGUUCUUUGACUUAUCGCUCUUGAAAGACCCGAUUUAUCUUGUUAUCUUAAUAUCGAACUCAACAAAUGCCGUUAGUUAUACUAAUUUCAUUAUUUUACUGCCAGUCUACGCUAUUUCUUUAGGUUAUGACAGAAAUCGCGCUAUUGUAUUGCUAUCAUUGAAUUCGGCUUUUGAUUUAGUCGGGCGUAUUGGCGGCUCAGCGUUGUCGGAUACCAAAAUGAUGCCGAAGCACUGGUACUUUGUCGGCGGGUUAUUAAUAUCAGGCAUUGCGCUAACAUUAAUGCCAACUUCUACGAGUUAUACGAUGCUGGCAAGUUACUGCUGUAUUUUCGGGUUAUCCUCGGGUAUUUACGUUGGUGUCACUGCUGUUAUUAUGGCGGACAUGUUGGGCACGGAAAAGUUAACCUCUUCUUAUGGUAUUUCUUUGUUUGUUAAUGGAAUUAUACAACUUGUUGGACCGCCAAUUUGUGGCGCGAUUUUUGAACAUAUCGGUAGUUAUGGACCAAUCUUUGGUAGUUUAGGUAUUGUUUUAAUUGCUGGCGCGUCAUUGUGGGCUUGCGUUCCGUUUCUUAAAAAACGCCAGGCUAAUAAUCUUGAAUUGCAAGCUAGUAAAGUUUAAUAUGACGCCUACUUUGUUACUUUUUUUUUUUUUAUUAAUUUAGGGGUCGGUUUUUUUUUUUUGUAUAUUCUUAAGUGAUUACUGUAUUGGAUAAAAAUAACCGACCCUCGUAAAUUAAAUUAAAGUCACUGCCGUUUUUUUUUUAUUUUAUAAAAAUUUAUUUUAGUUAGAAUUUUUUAUCUCUCGCGAUUAUUGCGCUUGAAAUUUGUUACAUUUAAACUUAAUUGUAGUUAGAUAUAAUUAAAAUUGUUCAUGAAGAAAGUUUAAGACAUUAAUGUCUUGCCUUAUUAACUAUAAUGUGUAAUUAUAAAUUUAUAUAAAUAAGUUAAUGAGUAAAUAUAUAGGUAGAUUAUAUAUUCAUACAUAAAUGCACAUAAUUGCAAAAUCAUUAUUUUUUUUAUUAUUUUGUAGGAAAAUGAUAAUAAUUAAUGAAAUAGACUCAAAAAAGAUUAUAAAAUAAAAUUUAAGUCUUAAUUAUAAUUAUUAACUUUAAGUAGGUACUUAUAUUGAAAUAUUACGUAAGUAGAAAGCACAAUAAUUUUUAGGGACCGUACGUAAAAUUUUUUCGCACUUAUGGGAGGUCGCGACGAUCGCAGCUUAUGAAACAAUUUUUCAAAUUUUUCUUGGUUGUUUUUUUAAUUUCAUUUUUUUACGAUAGAAAGUCAUUUUUUCAUAUUUAUGUAUAUACAUAUUUCUAUGUAUCUAAUUCUGUCAUAAUGGAGGGGGGAGGGGUAAGAAGUAAAAUUUUGCGUGACGUAUUUUAUGAAGUGUCUUUAUAUUAUUUUAGAUAAAUUUUUUUUACAAAAAAAAAUUAUGAUCCUGAAGUUGGCAGACAUUUAUAAAUUUUUGGAUUUUUUUUUUUCAACAAAUUUACUUCAAAAAAAAGAAAAACUAAAAAUAUGCACAUGUUGAAAAUUUAAAAAUCUAUAAGUGCAAUUUUUUGAAAAAAUUUUUUUUUUUAUAAUUUAUCAUUUUUAAAAUAAUUCAAAAAUUAUCAGACGUCGGCUAACCAGUAUCAUAAAAAAUUGAUCUUUUUUUUUGUUAUUCAGUUAAUUUAAAGUAAUUAUUUAUAAAAUAAUUAAGGAACUAAAUAUUAAAUUUAAAAAAAAAAUGUAUUUUUUGUGAUAAUUAUAAAAGAAAAUGUUGAGUUUUAAAUGAAACGAAUUAUUCACCUAUGCUAGAAGUAUUUUAUUCAGGGAAUAUAUUUGCAUUUUUAAAUUACGAAAUUUGAUUUAAUGACAAAAUAAAUAAAUCGCUCAAAAAUUAUUCAAAUAAUAUAGAUCAAAUUUUCGCUUUUGCGAUUGCGCAU